Aspergillus puulaauensis is the source of this 459-nucleotide messenger RNA. Its product is annotated as putative beta-1,6-glucan biosynthesis protein (Knh1). NCBI's taxonomy places the organism in Eukaryota, Fungi, Ascomycota, Eurotiomycetes, Eurotiales, Aspergillaceae. Gene Ontology annotation, biological process: (1->6)-beta-D-glucan biosynthetic process; cell wall biogenesis; fungal-type cell wall organization. The record is from RefSeq and is a predicted model, not a curated record. Gene Ontology annotation, cellular component: extracellular region. Bases 1 to 459 code for a protein of 152 amino acids. The transcript has 2 exons.
AUGCCACUCAGCCGUGCUUUUACGGUCACUCUCAUCUUCGCCCUGGCAUCGACCGUCCCUGCAAGUUUUAAUGGUCUAAUCCGAGACGCAGAAGCUGCGGUCAAAACUCGUGACGCCAUAACAGCAACUUGGAAACAGACUAGGUCUCUCUCACCUGACCUAUACCCCAGAAUGAACCAAAGUGAAGGCGAUGUGGAUAUGCAGAAACGCAAAGUCGCUGCGGAUCCAUACGCAGUCCCUUAUCCCCUGCAGACUGGCCCGACUAGAUAUGCUCCAAUGGCCAAGAAACCUGGAACUGCGAUCGCGACAACGCCGCAAACACCCCAGUUUCCGUCCAGUCCAUACAUAGUUGCUACAAAAUAUAUGUCACCAGCAACAGUUGAAACGACCCUUACUGCUUCUGAGACAGUGUCUGUUACUAUGGUUGAAAACACGGCUGCGCCUGCACAGCACCCUUAA